CUGGAUUGUAUGCCUUCCACCUUGACCCGCCUUGGGACGCUGUUCCUGAUCACAUGUUUCAUCAUGUCCACCACUUCUGCAGCUGUGCAGCCGCUCUCACAUUCCAUGUCGCAGCAGAAUGAGCGCAUACACCCCUGAGCUGUGCAGCUGCGACGAUGCCGAAUCGAUCGUCCGCUGCUCCAUCCGGAGCUGGCAGCUCCAAAGCGACCGAACUGCCUUCGCUAUCGCCUCAGGAGCUGGCAGAGAUGCAGACGCAAGAGAUCGAAGCGCUGACUUCCAUUCUGGGCGAUGACUUUGCACCUUCGCCCGCGCCCCGGACGGCGUGGAACUCGGCACCGGCCAGCGAUGCGCAACCUUCUUUCGAUGUUGUGCUCCGUCCCAGGUCGGAGGAGCUCAAGGAGCACCUGGCCGUCGUCGUGAGGCUCAAGCUACCGCGUCGGUAUCCCCUCCUGCCACCCAUCUUCAGCGUGCUCGGUCCAGAAGAACCGGCAGCAGAUGCUCGCACAAAGGGCAUCACCCCGGCCAGGCGAGCUGCGCUUGGCAGCGCAUUGACGCAGAAAGCCAAGCAGCUGGUGGGCGCAGAGAUGAUUUGGGAUCUCGUGGAGCUUGCAGCAGAGUGGCUCGAUGCUCAUCACGAAGUCAAAGUGGAAAAGGAUCCUCUCAAGAGUCUCGACGACGAGCGAGAUCUUCGAGCCAGGCGAGCCGAACAGGCCGAGCAAGCCUUGGCUUGUGCUCAGUCCGAAAAGGCGGCUUUGGCGGAAGCAGAACGCGCCAAGAAGCUCGCUGCGCUCAUCGAGGAGCAAUCUGCUCUCAGAAGCGCCGCGAUGGCCGAAGAGCUGGAGAAGCAGAGGAGCAAGCAGAUCGACGCUUCCUCGGCCAGAUCUCCCGGCUUGCUGCGAUCCGAAAGCACCUCCCACAUCCUCUCACUUAGCUCCGAACAGCUACGGCAGCAAGGCAUCGUACACUUUGUAGAUCCCAUCGAAGGUCCAGAGGGUAACGACCGCCCUCCGCUUCAUGCAGUCAGGCUAGGCCCUGUACUCCGCAGAGGCGCAUUAGCGAACGUCCACCUUGCCGAGCCCGUUUCCGAUGACUCCAUCGUCGCAAAUGAGAAGGGCAAGCAACGAGAACGCGAUGCAGAUCAAGUGGCUGCUCCGUGGGAAAUGCAAGUGUUCCGCAUAGAUUCGGAGCACUACGCCCUGGUUAGUGGACGAAGACAACUUGAGGAGGUGGAGUGGGAAUUGGACAGGUUGCGUGCCGUCAGGCAUCCGGGCUUGGUCGCGGUAGCAGCUAGCGCCAUGGUCUUCUCGGAUUCGGAAAGGGAUGAAGACCGCAGCCAAGCAAAUCCCGCAACAUCUUCUUUGCGUCAAAGAAAGCUUUACGUCCUGCACGACAGGUCGCCUGGGCCCAGCGCAGCGGAGCUGCUCCAGCUCGUACCAUUCGUACCCUGGAAUCGCGUUCGCUUCCUGAUGCUUUCGUUGCUCGGGGGUCUGCUGACUCUCCAUUCUAGCAACGUACUCCAUCGAAGCGUCAGCUUAGAGACCAUACAGCUAGUGCGAGAUGCAUCGAAAGCGGCAGGCUGUGCGAAGCUGGCAGGAGCAGGCUACGUGGGUCGCCUAAGCGAGCUGAACAGUCAGCAUCCUCUCCGACGUAGCGAACCGCAGUUACCUCUCGCCUCGGCAAACGACCGCCUGCCAGCGACAUGGCAAGCACCCGAGUUGCGAGAAGGCGGCGACACGAAUGCGCAACCUGCCCCGACUAAUUCUCGCAAAAAGGAUGUGUGGGACUUGGGAGUAGCCUGCGUGCGAUUGUUGCUCGGAAUCAGCGCUUACGAUCGCUUUGCGAGCCCCUCGGAGGCUCUGUCGUCUGAGGAAGCGGUCCACAGCGUACCUGCUCAUGCGCGAACCUGGAUAUCCAGCCUCCUGGAGCGAGCCACCAAAAGGCGACCGUACGCUGCUGACGCUCUUGCUUCCUUGGAAGAGAUUAUCGCGUAUGAGGACACGCAUGCUCAGUCGGGUAGCGCUACGCGAGAGCCGGGCGACGGAGGCGCCACCCAUGCUGGACAAGCCGAACUUGCGCUCAAGGUGCCGGCCGGCUUGGCUGCCAAGGGCCCAUCUUCGCCACUGGGGCUGCACGACCUCGGCUUACCAUCGGCUGUCCCACCGACGAGACCAGGCAGCUUUUGGCAGCUCCGACACGCAGCAGCGACUCGGGCGAGUGGAGCGAUGAGCAGGUACGAGAGCGAUUUUCAAGAACUCGAGCUGCUCGGAAAGGGUGCAUAUGGAGCUGUCUUUGCUGCACAGAACCGUCUAGACGGAAGAAAGUACGCCAUCAAGAAGAUCAAGCUGUCUAGCUCGGUCGAAAAUGAUGAGCGCACACUUCGAGAAAUCACUGCUCUGUCCCGUCUCAAUCAUUCUUAUAUUGUGAGAUAUGCCACUUGUUGGAUCCAGGAAGAAGAUGCUCACACGACUGCAGGGAGUAGCGAGAUGAGCUCGACGAUUCCUACAACGUCAAGCUUUGCCAAGGGCUCCAGGCCGAGCAAUGGCAACGCCGACGAGUCGCUGCAUCUAGGUUUCGCCGCAGAUGAUUUUUUGUCUGUCGGCCACGACGCUUUUUCCAAAGGUGGAGAGGUCCAUUUUGGAGAAGAACAAGACAGCAGCGAAUCGAGCGAGGGGCCAUCGGAUGCAGAGUCGAGCGAUGAAGAGGAUGACAGCGAUGACGAGAGCUCGGCAGGCGGCGGAUUGCUGGCUCUACGCUCGGUCACCCCGACCAACUCCAUUCGGAAUGGUCGGGCGGCCAGUCAGCGUCCGAGCGCAUCCAGAGCGGCUUCGCGCAGAGCUUCGCACAAACCCGAGACGAGUCCACCGCUUCUCAGUGCUCGACCUCGAUGGCUGUAUGUUCAAAUGGAGCUCGUUGAGAAUCAAACCUUGAGAGAGACGAUAGACAAGGGCAUGACGUUCGAAGAUGCUUGGCGGCUAUUUAGGCAGAUCAUAGAGGCGCUGGUCCAUAUACACUCUCUCGGCAUCAUUCAUCGGGAUCUGAAACCUUCUAAUAUCCUCAUAGAGGCUUCCGGGAAUGUCAAGAUUGGAGACUUUGGUCUCGCCACUACGGCGCAGCAUGCCGGCGACGGACAGGCCCAGACUACGAAUGGAACACUAGACGCGGACUUGAGCGCAUCGACAGAGCUGACGAGCGACGUCGGGACAAACUUGUACAUCGCACCCGAGGUGGAAGCCAAAGGCGGCGGAGGUCGGUACGAUGCCAAGGUAGACAUGUACGCGGCUGGAAUCAUCUUCUUCGAGAUGCUGGCUGCGCAGCGAGUGUAUCAAACCGGCAUGGAGCGCGUGAGCGUCCUCCGACAACUGAGAAGAGCGGAUGUCGUGUUUCCUGACGCAUGGCCAGAAGCGCAACUUGUGCCCCAGACCAAAAUCAUCAAGAUGCUUUUGACGCACGAUCCAACAAAGCGUCCUUCGCCGCUCGAGCUGCUCAAGAGUGAUCUGCUCCCCGCCAAGCUUGAGGACGAAGUGUUGGCCGAGUGCUUGCGGCUCAUGUCGAACCCGUCUAGCGCAUACAACCAUCAGCUUCUAGAAGCUCUUUUCAACCGCGAAGAACCCAAAGAUUUGCGCUGGGCUCGAGAUUUCACUUUUGAUGCCGGCACGGAAGAGAGCGCCGGGCAAGACCAUCGUCUUGUAGCCGUCUUGUGUGAUCACCUGCGACAGAUAUUCCACCGUCACGGCGCCGUCGAGCUGGAUGCCCCUCUUUUGCUUCCUCCGAACGACCUGUACGAUGAUACGCGCAAGCCGGUGGAAAUGCUCGAUAAGACGGGUCAGGUAGCAUGGCUGCCCUACGAUCUCAUCGUUCCUUUCGCUCGUCUUGCGGCGCGCACCCAGAACCAACGCUUCAAGCGAUACACAAUGCAUCCCGUCUACCGGCAAAACCUUCUGGCAGGUGGACAACCGCUAUCGCUUUUGGAAAUCGACUUUGACGUCGUCUCGCCCGAACGCACAUUCGCAGCAGAGGGAGAAAUGCUUGCAGUCAUCGACGACGUGCUCGAGACGACGCCCGGUCUCAAUCCUGAAGAUUGGGUCGUUCUCAUAUCGCACGGGGAUGUGUUGGAUCUUGCACUCGAGCGCGUACCUUCUAAGCAUUAUCAGAAAGCUCUACAGGCCAUCGGUGGAUUCGCUACAAAGGCUGGCACCGCAGCGGCCAGAGCAAAGCUAUUGGAUUUGCACCUUCCUCGAUCCAUCGUCGAAGAGUUGGAAUCCUUCAACGUGUCCGAUAGCAUCGCCGUUGUCCAGCCCAAGCUCGAACGCCUCGUAGCUGUAGAUCUUCGACCGCGCCUCCGUCGAGCCGUUCAAGAGAUAGAGAGCGUCAUCAAGGCUGCAGAACGCUUUGGCUCUAGGAGGCGCUUCUUGUUCACCCCGCUUUUGAUCAGCAACGGCUUCUAUCGCGGUGCUUGCCACUUCCAAGUGGUCAGGUCUUUCAAACGGCGCGAUGUUCUUGCCUCUGGUGGCCGCUACGACUGGCUCAUCAAACAAUUCUCCAGCCCGAGCGGCUCACAAGCACCUCCACAUGCCGUUGGCAUCCAGCUCGCAGCAGGUCGGAUCGCCCUCGCCGUCUCUCGCUAUCACGAACAUGCUCGGACAUACGGCAAUUGGACACCCAGGCGGUGUGACGUAUAUGUCGCUGCAAGCUCUUCUGAUCUGGCAACGCAGCGCAUGGAGCUGUGUCAUGAGCUAUGGGCAGCGGGGAUCAGUGCGGACUUGGCGUACGAAGACAUGGUCUCCUCUUCGCCAGAAGUCCUAGCAGCGACGUGCCGGACCGAAGGAAUCCUCUAUCUCGUGCUGGUGCGGUCCGAGCAUGCGACGACGUGCAAAGUGCGGUCAAUGCUGCACGGCGAUUUCAACGAAGUGCCUCGCGCCGAGUUGGUCGCGUGGUUGGCGGAGCAUAUUGGUCGACAGCGAGCGGGCGAGACGAAUGUCAGCAGCGCAGCUCUGACAAACGCCGCGUUUAGCUCGAGCGCUUCUCACACGCCCAGUAGUGCCGCAUCUGUUCAGUAUUUGGCGCCUGAACGAGCUUCCAACAAUUCUCGCAAAGCGGAGCGAUCGGGCAACAACGACAGGCGCGCUCGUCUGCAAGCACCGGCAGCUGCCAAAGCUGCUAGGUGCGUCGAAGCGAUCUCCAAAGACGCUUCGGGCGCACCCAUCAUCGCGGUGGACCUGGUCGGACCGGCUUUCAAGAGAUUGUGCGCCGCUGCUAUGAUUGGUAAGGAUCAGCGAUUGGAGGGAAGCGGGGAAGAGCGGGAGUAUGUGCGCAAUGUGGUGGACCACAUCUCACAUCUUGACCGUUGCGUAAGUGCUGUCUCCUGAAAGCGUCGCCGCUAUCUGAUUUGGGCUGAUGUGCGUCGUGUCUUUGCUAUCAAGUGGCUGUACUCGAUCAGAGACGAUCGCGCAGUGCUAGUGUGUCGGGACUAGGGCAAGCCUAUGGGAAUGCCACAAUUGCACCUGCACGUCCAUCUUGCCAUUUGAUCUCUUGGAGGUGAUGUCCAUUGAUCCAGCUUCUGAUAUCUCCAAUGCCGAAUCUUGGGCUUCGUUGGCCACACCUGGCAUCGGUGUGAUCAUCGCCGUGCGCAGGCGUCUGUCCGCUCCCCAAGACUGUCGUUUCAACGUGAAUUGAGACUUGUCACAAAGUCAACCUCUUCAAGAUCUUCCAGUUGCUAGCU
Messenger RNA from Ceraceosorus guamensis, 5719 nucleotides. Its product is annotated as Serine/threonine-protein kinase. The transcript is spliced from 9 exons. Gene Ontology annotation, cellular component: cytosol. The record is from RefSeq and is a predicted model, not a curated record. Bases 156 to 5366 code for a protein of 1736 amino acids. Gene Ontology annotation, molecular function: ATP binding; protein binding; eukaryotic translation initiation factor 2alpha kinase activity. Gene Ontology annotation, biological process: regulation of translational initiation by eIF2 alpha phosphorylation; DNA damage checkpoint signaling. NCBI's taxonomy places the organism in Eukaryota, Fungi, Basidiomycota, Exobasidiomycetes, Ceraceosorales, Ceraceosoraceae.